Molecule: messenger RNA, 2626 nt
Organism: Leptinotarsa decemlineata (Colorado potato beetle)
Lineage: Eukaryota; Metazoa; Arthropoda; Insecta; Coleoptera; Chrysomelidae
Gene: Arf51F
Product: ADP-ribosylation factor 6
Source: RefSeq, a predicted model, not a curated record
AAACUGUUACCGGACCAGUGCGGUUGCGCAUUCCGAGAAAAUUUAGGUCUUUGUCGGCGAAACGAAAAAGCAAUAUGGGGAAAAAAAAUUUAUUUAGGAAGUGUUUUGUUGAAAUUAGUUUUUAAAAGCCGUCAAUGCUAAAUGAUAGGAAAAGUCACGAAAGCCCUCCAACACGAUGGGGAAACUACUUUCCAAAAUAUUUGGCAACAAGGAGAUGAGAAUAUUGAUGCUUGGGCUAGAUGCGGCUGGAAAAACGACAAUAUUGUACAAACUCAAAUUAGGGCAAUCAGUUACAACAAUUCCAACAGUGGGCUUUAAUGUGGAAACAGUGACCUACAAAAAUGUUAAAUUCAAUGUAUGGGAUGUUGGAGGGCAAGAUAAAAUAAGGCCUUUGUGGCGACACUACUAUACUGGAACCCAAGGCCUGAUCUUUGUUGUGGACUGUGCCGAUCGAGACCGCAUUGAUGAAGCUCGCCAGGAAUUACAUCGUAUUAUCAAUGAUCGAGAAAUGCGUGAUGCAAUAAUACUCAUAUUUGCUAACAAACAAGACCUGCCAGAGGCGAUGAAACCUCAUGAGAUUCAAGAGAAGUUGGGGCUCACACGAAUUAGAGAUCGAAAUUGGCAUGUUCAACCCGCCUGUGCCACCACUGGUGAUGGACUCUAUGAAGGACUCACAUGGCUGACAAGUAACCACAAGUUAUAGCAUCCAGUUGGAUUUUUCUGGAUUCUGAUACUGGAAUACCCAUGACUGUUGCUACCGUAACACUGGGAAAACCUCAAGGAAUUUCUUGAAUUGUCUAUACUGAAAUAUAAUUCUAGAUAUUUAUUCUACAGUUUUCUGAUUAUUCUACAGUUCUGCACCAAAAAAACCUCAAGUUACCUACUUCUCUUGUUGGCAAUAAAUAAUUAAUUUUGAAAAAUGAGAAUUGUAACUUUCUAUGUUUUUUACCACUUUUAAAAAUUAUUAUUUCCUACCACGGCUACAUCCAUCAAUUUAUUGAAAUUAUUUUUUUUCACUUUAUCAAAGGAAAGUUCAGACUCAUUGAAAAAAAAAAGAUUACGCUGUAUUAAUGUGUGAGACCUUGGGAGAUUGAAGAAAAUAAAUAUGAACAAUCUAUUGAAGAAAUUUUUGUUAAUGACACUACACCCGGCUAGUCAUGAAAAUAUGUGAAAUAUCAUACUUUAAUAUUUUUGAGAAUAAUUUGUGUACACGUGAAUGGCUUUUGAAAACUUUAACCUCAAAUGUUAUUAUUCAAAUUUUGCAAUAAUCUCAUUUCUUGCUAGAAAAGCUAACACUAAUACGUAAUAUGAAACUAUUACUAGUUUCCUGUUUUUUGUAUGUAUUCGUCAUUAAUUACGUGAGUGUACUUGAUCUGUUACACCUUUUUAUAAUUCCAGUGUUAUAAAGCUGUAAAAGACCACAAUGUACUGCUAUUUGAGGACUACACCCAGGUCGAUUUGAAGAUAAGGGGGAGGGGGGAGUACAACUAGAAUUAUAUGUUACACUUUUUUGUUGUAUACCUUUUGAUUUAAGAAAAAUAAGGAUUGAGACAUGGUCUAUUUGAAAUACUAUUUUUUUCCUUCAGUAGCUUGCCAUUCUGGUAAAAAUACUCUAUUAAUGACUGCAAAAUCUACCUUAUUUGUAUGUGUGAUGAUAUAUUUCAUACCACAAAAAUAAUUAUAUGUUCAAUCAUCUUUAAUGGCCUUUCCACUUUUUUCAAUUGUUAGUUUUGGAGAUAAAUCUGUUUUCAUGAGAUGUUCACAUGAAAACAGACAUUGAUGUGAUUGUCGUUUCCUCUGUCAUUUUCAAAGGGGUGUCUUACUUUAAUGUGGGAUAUAAUAAAGAUUUCUAUUGGCGUUCAUUGGUGAAUUCAAGAUUUACCCUUGGAUUUAUGGAUUUUUAUGAGACUUCUGCUCCGAAUAUACACUGCUGUUUUUCAAGUGAGGCACUCCUUGAAUUUUUUUUAUAUUCUGUAUCUUUGACCUUUCAAAAACAAAAAAUAUUCAUGGUUGUGAUGUUUAUGAUUAUCUGUUGGUACAUAACCUUUUACAAUAACUUGGUGUAGAUAUCCUCCAUAGCAGAUCUUUUUUUCAUUUUUGCAAUACCUAUUAGUGAAAGUAGGUACUUGCUUACAAAUUCAUAGCUUUGUCUUAUAUUAUUUUUGUAUAUUGUUUUGUGAAAGGUUGAAACAUUAUUCAUAAGUCAUGUAUACAAUAACAUAGUUUUAAUCAGGGUUGUAACAGAACCUUGCUUCGGGCUCCGCAAGUUUUUUAAAGGAGUUUUAACUUUUGUUCGUCACUUGUAUACUGUUACACUUGUUAGCUUUCCUAAAAACGUAGUUGUUUCAAAAGUAAAUAUGCAUAUUUCUAGUUGAGAAAUUGUCCACGUCUUUUCAAGAAAGCUAAGUAUAUAAAAAAUAUCCUAUCGUUCAUUUAUUGACGAAAUUGUAUGGCGGAGGCCAACUUCUGCACUUCCGCCUCUGCUACUGUUGUUCCGUUAUGUUACAACACUGGUUUUAUUAUCGUCUCAUGAUUGUGGUAUCAUAUUUAGUAAUCAUAUUUAGAGUUUUUAUUUUUCUUUUUAUUUCAUAAUGCCAAUAAUACCUUUAUAUAAGUCAAGACUGAA